Messenger RNA from Arabidopsis lyrata subsp. lyrata, 964 nucleotides. Its product is annotated as 60S ribosomal protein L10-3. The record is from RefSeq and is a predicted model, not a curated record. Lineage: Eukaryota; Viridiplantae; Streptophyta; Magnoliopsida; Brassicales; Brassicaceae. Bases 117 to 782 code for a protein of 221 amino acids. Gene Ontology annotation, cellular component: cytosolic large ribosomal subunit; ribosome. Gene Ontology annotation, biological process: translation; ribosomal large subunit assembly. Gene Ontology annotation, molecular function: structural constituent of ribosome. The transcript has 4 exons.
AGUUACGUAUGCUAAAUUUAGGGUUUGUCUUUUGUCGCACCUAUAAAAAACCAUCACAGCUUCCCAUUUGUAAUUUCUAGGGUUUUGCAAAACCAACAUCGAACGAAUCCAACACGAUGGGACGAAGACCAGCGAGAUGUUACCGUCAGAUUAAGGGAAAGCCAUACCCGAAAUCACGAUACUGCCGUGGAGUUCCAGAUCCGAAAAUCAGGAUUUACGAUGUCGGGAUGAAGAGGAAAGGAGUUGAUGAGUUUCCAUUCUGUGUUCAUUUGGUUUCAUGGGAGAAAGAGAAUGUUUCAAGUGAAGCUCUUGAAGCUGCACGUAUUGCUUGUAACAAGUACAUGGUUAAAUCUGCUGGUAAAGAUGCGUUCCAUCUCCGGAUUAGGGUUCAUCCGUUCCAUGUUUUGCGAAUCAACAAGAUGCUUUCGUGUGCUGGAGCUGAUAGGCUUCAGACUGGAAUGAGAGGUGCUUUUGGUAAAGCUCUUGGUACUUGUGCUAGAGUUGCGAUCGGACAGGUUCUUUUGUCUGUUAGGUGUAAGGAUAAUCAUGGAGUUCAUGCUCAGGAAGCUCUUCGUAGAGCUAAGUUUAAGUUCCCUGGUCGUCAAAAGAUCAUUGUUAGCAGGAAAUGGGGAUUCACCAAAUUCAACCGCGCUGAGUACACGAAGCUAAGAGCGAUGAAGAGGAUUGUUCCUGAUGGUGUCAAUGCUAAGUUUCUAUCAAACCAUGGGCCAUUGGCUAACCGUCAACCUGGAAGUGCCUUCAUAUCAGCCACGAGCGAAUAAGAAUGAAGAAGAAGAUGAUGAUUUGUGGUUGUAGAACCGAUAAUUUAGUUUCUCAAGUUUUAUUUUUCUCUUUUGUUGUAACAGUUGAAGACAAGGAUCCUCGUAUGAUUCCAAUUUGCUUGGACAAUUGUUUCAAUCUGUGUUUCUUUAUUUUUAUAUUCCAGCAUCACGUUUAUCCUUUA